Messenger RNA from Symbiodinium sp. CCMP2456, 609 nucleotides. The record is from the annotation of a GenBank genome assembly. Lineage: Eukaryota; Dinophyceae; Suessiales; Symbiodiniaceae.
AUGAUGACAGCCAUGGGCGGAAGUGACCUGAACAAGCCGACGGGUGACCUCAACCAAGCAGAGCGAGGGGAGAUGCCAGUUGUGCAGGGUAUCCCAGUCGUUGGCCCAAGUCCCGGCAUUUUGGGUGCACCCCAGCUCGCAGCCCCAGCUCCUGUCUUCACACUGCCCCCAGAGUGGCUUGUUGUCUUGAAUUACCGAGUGGCUGUCAUGUGCUUUGCCUUCAUCAACCUGCUGACCAUCGUGCUGAACAUUGUUACCGCAAUCAUGGACAGGGACAGAUUUCCCUGGGAUCCUAGUUGGGGAACUUGGCCGGUGAUCGUCACCGGAGUGGUGUUCAUGCUUGGCCCCAUCUGCGGCCUCAUCGGUGCCAGAUAUCUCAAGCGUGGACUUGUGACUGUGUAUCUUGGCUUCAGCUUUCUACAGUGCGCAAGCCAGAUAGCUUUUGCAGUCUCGACAUUCUGGCUCUCGGCGAUCUUCUUUGCAUUCGUACAGGUCUGGGUGACAAAGAUCGUGGCUACCUUUUGGCACUGUUUGGGCACGGUUCCAUGUGAGCAUCGCAGCCAGUUGCUGGAACUGAAGGACGAAGAGGUGCACAUGGUGUACUGGUAG